AUGUACGCCCUCCCCCCCCCCCCCCCCCCACCUCACACUCCGGCACUCGCCCCGUUCCUUCCUCCGCUCCCGAAGGCCUCGGAGACCACCGUGGAAGCCCACCUGGCCGGGCGACUCGCGGGCUCCUUCUCUGAGCGCCUGCCCUUCGGACGGGUGGUCCUCCCGCCCGCCCUGAGGAGGGGCUCCCAGGAGCCCGCGCUGUCCCAGCUCACGGCCACGUCCAGCCAGGCCAGGGCGCUGCUGGCGAGCCUGUCCGCCAACGGCCUGAGUGCGGAGGCUCUGCUCCUCUCCUCGGCCCUCCGCCAUCACCGCCGCCUGCUCAUGGAGAAGGCGGCCGCCUCCUCCUCCUCCGUAUCCACCUCCUCCUCCUCCGUAUCCACCUCCUCCUCCUCUUCCUCCCCACCUACCCCUGCUCUGCCAGCGGCCGCCUCCUCCUCCUCCUCUUCCUCGUCCUCCUCCACGCCCACUGUGCCGUCCACGUCCCCCAGCUCCUCCACCUCCGCCUCCUCCUCCAGCCCCCCCUCCAGCCCACCCUCCCUCUCCUCCCUGGGGGGGGAGGAGAGCAGCUGCAGCAGCAGCAGCAGCAGGGGAGCAGACAGCUCUGCCCCCCCCCGGCUCCAGGGAGCAACAGGAGAGCCAGUUCCACCACAGGGAGCUGGAGGGUGCGAGGAGUCGAUGAAGAUAAGAAGAAUGCACGUUUGAAGCACCAACUCUUGGCAGAUGUGAGGGAAAUCCAAUCACAGAUAAUGGAGUCAAUGGAGAUUUAGUGACGCACAAUUAAUGUUUGGUGGGGGGUAGGGGGUGGGGGGUGGGGGGGGACUAUUGAAAGCCUUACUUCAUGUUGAACUCCAAAGACCGUUUGGACAUUUGUUUCGUACCCCAGUUUUUUUUUCAUCCCACCAUGCUGGUAGAUCUGAUUCAAUGAGAAAACUCCAUCUUUACGUGUUUGUCCUACUGAUCUCCUUCUUGGCUGUUUCUAUUGGUCGGCGGAUCUGCCACACAAUCGUACUGCCAGUUUGACCACCCAGAAAGCACACAAAUCGGCACAAAGCUCCCGCCCUAGGCUACUCCCAUUUGAUGGAUUCUGGAUGCUCACAGCAGGGAUUGCCGGAAUAGUCCUAAAUGCACUUUUGGCCUUUGCUUCAAUUGCCAUAACUCGCUCCCUCUCGCUCAAUGGAUUGUUAGUGGACUAGCUGUACUAUCUAAGCUGUAACUUGUAUCAUAGACUAUAGAGUUGCAAUAAUCAACGAGUGAAUACCGUAAUUGUAUGUUGUACCAGAAUAUCAAUAUCAAUUUAAUUUAUAUGAUGAAACGCCUCGCCUAACGUGAGCCUGCUCAGAAAAACAAAACAAAGUAAAAAAAAAAAAAAGUGCAUAAUAAUAAUAACAAUGAUAAUUGAAGUGGUUGUGUUCAAGCUGUUUUGUGGUGAAAAGGGUCUAAGGGGUGUUCUCGCAUCUCCUGCUCUGAACUCUGGAUCGGUGCUGGGUGUCGGGUCCUCCAUGUUUGUACACACGGCUGUGUUAAAGCGUUUACAUGACCUCUGCUUUAUCUCCACUGUCUAGUGAGCUCGCUGGGGUAAAUCGGAUCAGUUUGUCAAUUCAUCACUGCGUUGAUCAUAUCUCCAUUGCACUCUCUGUCCAUUUCUCCCUGCAAAGCGAGGCCGCAGCAUCAGAAGAUUCCCUCUGAAAAAGGGUUGAUGUUGAGGUAUUUUCCUUCCUAAGGAGUUUAAAAUCAAAAGUGGUCUGUUUUCAGAAUCAAAUUACUUUUUCUUUUUUUUUGAAAGAGCAUGUUUGUAUCCACUGGUAAUAUAAUAGCACAGGUUUCUAUAUUAUACAAAGCACUUGAAAAGUGAAUAGGUGUAAUCCUAUUUAUCCGAUGACAGAAGAAGUCGACAAAUGUAGAAUUGCUGUACAUUUGUAUUAAUAGGGAUUUUAUGACAAUCAGGAUUCCCCUCACUCAUGCAGGUUUUGGUCUACCCUGCCAUUCGAAACAGCAGAAUCCCCACAAAACAUCACAAAGUAUUAGCACACAUUGGUGACCCACACGUACACCUCACUAUUCUGAAAAUACGAUCUUCGAUUUUUCCCAAUUGAUGUCAAGUAGUCUAGUCCAGUCAAAAACAAACGUACGAUAGAGAUAUGUACUGCCACAUUGGUAUGGUAGCACGGAAUUAAGCACAAAGUGAUGCAUUUUUAAUGGCCUCCCUUGACUGAAGUUGGUCUUACAUAUUGCUGAAGAUAGUUACGUAUAAAAUGUUAUGUCCCCUAAAAUAGAAACUCUUUAUCCCAUUUAACUAAUUUAUGAAUCUAGUCUUAAACAAUACGCACAACGCUACUGCAAUGAAGUCGACACAUAAAAUAAAGCACACAUUUACAACUCUUCAUUAACGUGUACCUAGUAUAAGCUGAUAAUAGAGUGAUAUGUCGUUACACUUAAAGCUCUCUGAAAUGUGCGAACUAAACUUGCAGUAAAAAGCCUGUCAGUGUUCAGGCUCGAUUUUUUUUUUUUACUCGAGACAAGAAAGUCGGGCCUGUAUUGAACACCGAAAGAACAGGAAAAUAGACAUUGUUUGAGAGCGAGUACGAAGGCGGGUUCCAAGAACGAGGCAGACUUUCGACUCGCCUCUAAACGGAUGGUCUUCACAUAAACAAGAGGAGAGGGAGUUCAAGGUUGUGGGAUGGUUUCAGAACAGUUUCAGAACAGUGUUUCUUUUCUCCACCCCACCUGUUUCACUCCACCCUCGUUUUGGUUGGUUGAAUUACCGCUCGACCAAAGGUCUUUCUAGGACAGCUGUUGACAGUUCUCCCUUGUAUGAAUCUACGUGGGCAAUGUGCACCCCUGAACCAGACCGGUCUUCGUCUAUGAGACCCUGUGCUUUGAACCAUAGCCUUUAUUGCAUCUUUUCAAGCAUUCCUUCUCUCAUAAGCCUUCUCCUACAGACCUAAUACCUAAUCAGUAUUAGAUCAACGGAUACACUGACAAUAUAACCUGAUUCAAAUCCAAAGACUGGAAAUGGGCACCAAGUGUUCACAUCACAACUUAAGGAGUCAUUCUAACGUGAAGCAGGCUUCAGACAUUGACAUUGUCCAGGGGCACGCACACAGUUUACAAAAAAUAUUAUACAAAUAUAUAAAUAUAUAUACAUAAAGCGGCAAGGCUCACAGCACAGCAAUGCCCUGUAGUUAUGUCCAGAUCAGCCUUGCCUUUCCGGUUGAGUGGAACCAAAUGAAAUGAAAUUCACUUACUCGUGUUUUCCCACACUCCACACUCCACUCCCAGAAUCCACAGUUUGGCACAUUUAUGUUCUGGAGGGGUGGGGGGGAGCGAGCGAUGGAUAGGGGAAAGGGACUUUGUUUUUGUUUUUGUUUAAGCUCGACUACUUUUCGCUAAAUAUAGUCCAAGAUGAACCUCUCCUCGCUCCUCUCCUCCCCACUCUCCUCCUCUCUCCUCUCUCUUCUCUCUGCUUUGCAUAAAAGUGCUCUCUGGGAUAAUGUUUGAGUUUGGCUUGUGUGUCCCGGGCUGUGCUAGCGCCAUGGCUGCAGGCUCACCAGAGUGUGUUUUGAAGAUGCCGACACCCCCUCCCCCCGCUGGCAAUCGGAAACUCCUCCUCACUAAAAACUUGAAAUGAACAGCGACGCAAUGCAGAAAAUGACACAUAAAUAUAUCUAGAGUGAGGUUGUUUGUUUAUGAUCCUAUUAUAGUUGUGGCGGAAAAAAGUAAAAUAAAAAUGUGAUAUACAUACAUAGACCUAGGUUGAAAUAUAUAAUGUCAAAUGUCCUCAUCUUUUGAGUUUUAUAUAUAUAUUAGUGGCCGUUCUUUGUACAGAUACUUUCUUUUUUUAUGUCAUCAAGAGAAGAUAACACAUUUCACAUGGGUGGUCUGUUUAUUCAUACACAAGACAUAUUUUAUAAAUGUAUGAUUUAAAUAUAUGAUCUGUAUAGACAAUACAUACUCUCUGUAAUAUACGUACAUACUUCCUCACUUCUUUUUUUACUUUAACUUUAGCCCUUUAUUAGCCAGUAGCCCAGUUUCAUUUCCCUCCAUCGCUGAAUGCCCUCCGCAACCGCUCUCCGACUCUGAACAAUGGUCGAGCAUCACAGCGUUGCUCCAUGAAGACACAGCAGGCUUACCAAGCAGGAACCAAACCUGUGCUAUGGGGGCUUUCCUUCCUGCUGCAUGGUUUUUGUUUUUUGAGACGAGAGGGGAAUUCAUUCCUCUCUCUAUCGUUUUCAUUUUGUAUUUGACUCACUCCUAUAACGGAAAUCUUGGUGGUUCAAGCUGUAUGCCUGAGGCUAGCCGUGAAACAUGCACACUGUGGAAACUUUAUGGUAGGUAGGAGGUGGGGUUUGAUUCAUUGUGAGAAUCAAGGCCCUCUGAUAGGUUGAUGUAGACUUGUCUGGCUUUAAUUCUCCUCUCUAUUCCAACAAGGUUUUAGAUGGAUGAGGAUGGAUGUGAAGAAUGUAGGUGUUGUUGAUCGACAGUGGGAGCUUACAGAGGGAACCGACUUUUCCCCAGGGUCAAAUGUUGUUAUUCUUUGUGUUCCACAGUGAAUUUACCAACAGGAAGUAACAAGACAACCGACAGGAAGUCCUUUAAACAUAACCCCAGUACAAACAUGGAUUAAGUCAAGGGAAUCGUAUUAAUUUGUAAUGUUCACCCGUUUCUUAAGACCAACCUUACGUAGUAUGUGUAUGAACUUUUUACAUGAGUGUGUGGAUGUUCCAAAAAACUUGGCAUCGGAAAACAUCAGUGAACAACAAAACAAAAUCAAUGUGUACAUAGACCAAGUCAUUCCUAGCAAGCUCAGCAAUGUCUUGUCCAAAAUCAAUUUUUAUUAAUGAAAAAAUAAGACCAUGGGUACUAAAGUAUAUACAAAAACAAUGCAUGUAUAGUCUCAAGCAAUUGCACGGUGCAGUUGAAAAAUGUUGUCUAUGUGUUAUCAAAAAAUAUAUGAGAGAAAAAGUUGGAGAAAAUUAAGAGGUUUUUAAUAUUAAUGGUUCACAGGUGUAGAGAAUGAAACAUUAUUUCGGUGUCUGGGACACAGGCAUGCUCAGUCUAAUGUGUUGAUGAUGAUGACGAUGAUGAGGAAGAUGACGAUGAUUUGAAGAUAAUGACAAAGAUUGUGAAACUUAAGUAAUGCGUGAAUGGAAAGUAUUAGAGCUUCGACGCACCCCAAACUUAAAAAAAAAUCACCAACUGGUGUAACUCUUCCCAUGGAGGGAUUUUCUCCCAUUUUUUGUAGAUUAGUGUGAUAUACGAACAGAAUAAUAUUACCGAAAAUAGAUCUAUCAUAUAAGAAUAUAUAAAAUUUAAAAAGCCUACCGAUACUGGAGAUAACUAAUUUAUCAGUGUGGAUGCCAUGAUGUUCUGUGAGAAACGUGUGUUUUUCUUUCCCUGUGAGAAGGUUGGCAGUGGAACUCUGCCUUCUUUUUGUACAUAAUUUGCUGUGUUUGUGUGUCUUAAUAAAGUGCAGCUCUCUUGUACAGUC
Molecule: messenger RNA, 5488 nt
Organism: Gadus morhua (Atlantic cod)
Lineage: Eukaryota; Metazoa; Chordata; Actinopteri; Gadiformes; Gadidae
Product: putative protein TPRXL
Exons: 1
Coding region: 1-702 (233 amino acids)
Source: RefSeq, a predicted model, not a curated record